Molecule: messenger RNA, 8935 nt
Organism: Acanthopagrus latus (yellowfin seabream)
Lineage: Eukaryota; Metazoa; Chordata; Actinopteri; Spariformes; Sparidae
Product: EVI5-like protein
Exons: 20
Coding region: 1510-4068 (852 amino acids)
Source: RefSeq, a predicted model, not a curated record
ACAAACAGGUUUCCGGAUGAUAGCUCUUUUAUUUAGGAAGUGGUCAGUGCAAAAGAUCCAUGGCCUAGAUGACAACAACCUUUAACAACCUCAUCUUGAAAAACACAAGAGCACAUGCACAAGAGCCUUUUUCAUUACCUGGUUCAUGUCACUUACUGUUUAAUAUGAAUGAAGAUCUGUGGUUUUACUCAUUUAAUUGAGGAACUCAGGCAUAACAAAGGUGAAUUUUGUAUUCCUGGGGCUGUUUUGUCAGCUCAGACAUGAAUUCAUUUUCACAUUUUCAUGCGUGUGUCAUAGAAAACAGGACAAAGUCUUUCUUUAGGUGCAUAUAAAUCUAUUAUCAAUGUCACUCAAAUCAAUGUGACACUAUGGUUACAAGCAAUUUUAGGAAAUGAACACACAAAACAUCUGCUGAUAAACUACAGCGCACUGGUACAGAUUGCACUAACGCUGUAUACAGCAGGCUUGCUAAAAUGUCACGUAUACGCAAAUAAAUCAGCACUUCUAGCCUAAUCAAAUAAUUUUACAUUUAGACCACUUUUUACCUUUGAUAUUCUAAGUACAUUUUGCUGAUUAUACUGAACAGGCACUUUGACUGUAAACAAAAUGUAAAAGAAGGGUAAAAUAUAGCUUAUAUUUAGCUGCUUAUUUAUGUAUUUAAAAAAUAUUAAUGAAAACUGGAAUAACGCGCAGGUUGGUUGCAAUGAUUUAACCGAUUACAAAACGGAAGACUGAAUGAAACUAUUAGUACAACCUGUCAGUCACAUAAUUUAUCAGAUAUAGCACCGCUGGAUGACACCUGCGUGGCCCGCCUUCCCGCAGAAUAAAGCUCCUCAGUGAUUGGCUCUGGUUGUCGCCACUCUUGAGGGAUCCCCAUGACGGCUGUGGGCCAUUGGUUCCUGCAAUGCCAAUCACGUCACGUUCUGUCGCCUGAUUGGCGCGCCCCUCCUCGUGCUCGGCACAGGGCAGGGGACGCCAGCCAUUCUUGUGUGAUGUACCCGCUGUGAGUGAUGCUGCCGUUCACCGCGCGUCCCCGUUGAUCCGUCGGCUCCAUCUCGCCGCUGUCAUGGUUAUUUCAGCGGAAAUGUAAAAGCGGUACCUACCUCGAGAUUCAGCCGUCACACACGAGUCUCUCCGCGUGCAAAGGGGCUCGCGGCCAGCUGUGCGACGCGGCGGCGCUGCCUCCCGGUUGGACGGCGACAGGAGGAUAGGAUGGCUCUGCGCUGGACGGUCUCUCUGUGAUUGUCCUCGGCGGUCCAUUAAGAUUUUAAUUAGCUGAUAACACAUUGGUUGACAUUUACGACCGUCUGGCGCGGCGGCGACGACCGACGCAGCGCUCCGAGUAUGGACAGCGAGUCCAGGUUUGAAGACCUCUGAUCAUAUCUGCUCCACGGCCAGCCAGGCGGCCAAUCAGGAGACAGCCAGGCUCACCGAGGAGGGAGACCAACAGACUGGAAGACCCUCUUACCACACCCACACUGCUUCACCCAUCACUCCACCGUCACCACCAUGUCUAUACCCAGCAGCAGCCCAGAAAGAGAGGGCUCUAGUGGGGCUCUCCCUCAGCUAGAGUGCUCUUCUCCUACCGGCAUGGAUCCAGACCCGCCAUCAACAGGCAGCCCAGUGCUCAGCCCAGACUCAUCCUCCCAUGAUGCAGUGCUGUCAGCACCAGCCGCUUCCCCUGCAGACUCGGAGAACCUGAGUCCAGAUGAGUUGGAGCUGCUGGCCAAACUGGAGGAGCAGAACAGGUUGCUGGAGGCCGAUUCCAAGUCGAUGCGCUCGAUGAGCGGUUCCCGGCGCAACAGCGGCUCCUCGCUGGUGUCCAGCUCCUCAGCCUCCUCCAACCUGUCACACCUGGAGGAGGACACCUGGAUCCUGUGGGGACGCAUCGUUAACGAGUGGGAGGAGUGGAGACGCAAGAAGGACAAACUCCUGAAGGAGCUGAUCAGAAAGGGCAUCCCUCAUCAUUUCCGGGCCAUUGUCUGGCAGCUGCUGGGCAAUGCCACGGACAUGCCGGUGAAGAACCAGUACUCUGAGCUGCUAAAGAUGUCGUCACCCUGCGAGAAGCUCAUCCGCAGAGACAUCGCUCGCACCUACCCCGAGCACGAGUUCUUCAAAGGCCAGGACAGCCUGGGGCAGGAAGUCCUCUUUAACGUCAUGAAGGCGUACUCUCUUGUGGAUCGAGAGGUGGGCUACUGUCAAGGCAGCGCAUUCAUCGUUGGUCUGCUGCUUAUGCAGAUGCCCGAGGAGGAGGCGUUUUGUGUUUUUGUGCGUCUGAUGCAGGAGUACCGCCUGAGGGAGCUGUUCAAACCAAGCAUGGCUGAGCUGGGACUCUGCAUCUACCAGUUUGAGUAUCUGCUGCAGGAGCAACUUCCAGAGCUGAACGUGCAUUUUCGGUCCCAGAGUUUCCACACAUCCAUGUACGCCUCCUCCUGGUUCCUGACUCUUUUCCUCACCUUUCUCCCUCUGCCUGUCGCCACACGCAUUUUUGAUAUAUUCAUGUAUGAGGGCCUAGAGAUUAUCUUCCGUGUGGGCCUCGCCAUCCUGCAGUACAACCAGACUGACCUCAUUCAGCUCGACAUGGAGGGCAUGUCACAGCAUUUCCAGAAGGUGAUCCCCCACCAGUUUGACAGCUGCCCAGACAAGCUGAUCCUCAGGGCCUACCAGGUUAAAUACAACCCCAAGAGGAUGAAGAAACUUGAGAAAGAAUAUACAACAAUUAAGAACAAAGAAAUGGAGGAGCAAAUUGAGAUCAAGAGGUUACGCACAGAAAACAGGCUGCUGAAGCAGAGGAUCGAGACGCUGGAGAAGGAGAGUGCCGCUCUGGCAGACAGACUGAUACAGGGUCAGGUGACGAGGGCACAGGAGGCAGAGGAGAACUACGUGAUCAAGCGGGAGCUGGCUGUGGUGAGGCAGCAGUGCAACACUGCCAGUGAGAGCCUUGAGAAGGCACAGGACACCAUCAGAGAGCUGCAGCAACAGAAGUACACAGAGCAGUUUGUGAGCAAUCUGCAGACCCAGCUGGAGCAGUCGAGGCUGCGUGAGGCUGAACUGCUAGGAGCAUUGAAGGAAAUGCAAGACAAGGUCCUCGACCUGGAGAAGAGGAGCAGUUGUCUGCCUGAUGAGAACAACGUGGUGGCUCUGCAGGAGGAGGUGAAGCAGAUGAAGCUGAGGGAGCUUGAGACGCUGCGCUCAUUCAGAGAGAUGCAGGAAACUGUCACUGAGCUCAACCAGCGCUGGCAGCAUCACAUGUCCCGUGGCAGCAGCACAGGUGGUGGGGGUGGCCACUGGAAGGAAUCCCCGAAGAAGAACGCCAUGAACGAGCUGCAGGACAAACUGAUGACAGUCCGGCUGAGGGAGGCCCAGGCUCAGGCUGAGCUCCGAGAGGUCAAACUCAAAGCCCUGCAGCUGGAGAGCCAGAACCAGAUCAACAGCAAGCUGAUUGGUCGCAAUGACCAGGAACGCUCCGCCCUGCAGGACCGGCUCCAGAUGCUUGCCAAUCAGAACAAAGCUCUCCAGGCCCAACUCAAUGAGAUGAAAAGGAAGCAGGCCGAGUCUGACUGCAAGAGUAAAGAGGAGGUGAUGGCAGUGAGACUGAGGGAAGCAGACAGUAUGGCGGCCAUGGCUGAACUCAGGCAGAGGAUUGCUGAACUCGAGAUACAGAAGGAGGAAGGGCUGAUCCAGGGCCAGCUGAACCACUCAGACUCCAGACAGUACAUCAACCAGCUCCGGGACCAGAUCGCUGAGCUGAAGAACGAGGUCAGGCGCUUGCGAGGACAGAAGGCAGCCCCCCGGGUCACUGGUGGAGGAAGCACCAACUACCCGGAUCUCUGUCUGGCCAGCCCCACCUCCGCUGAGGGGGACUACCUGAGCUCAGAUGAGGACCUCCUUCCCAGCCCACUGCCUCCCAACGCCCUUUACCCCACCCUGUCCGGCCCGUGUCACCCAUCUCCCCAACUCGACAGCGAGGGCAGCACGGACAGCGAGGCAGAGGAGCGUGUGCGGACACAUCCAGACCCACAGCAGCUGUAUGGCAGCAUGGUGUGCGCCGAGGCACUGGAUAACUGAGACCUGCACAAGGCGUGAAGGUUUCAUUGGAUUACUUGGACUAAAAAAAAGACGCUGGAGCUCUACAGGACGGGACCGCUGCUGUAAAAUGGGACCAGACCUCCUCCUCCGCUUUUCCAGUGUUUACUUUUAACUUGAUGCAGACAUAGUGGCAUUGACCGAACCUCUUCUGAUCAUCACUCCCCUGUUAACUGUCUCCAACACUGUCCUGUGUUCCCUCAAAAAAAGAGGUAAAGCCUCUAUCUUUGUUCCCAUGUGUUACUGCGCCAGAAGCUGUCUGUCUAAAACAUAUCCAUCUAAACAUAUGACACACAAACAAACUAAUCGACCCGAACUGGAUCAGCAAGAGCGCUGCUGCUGAUCAAGAUCAACCACUGGACCUGAACCUGUGACUGUGACGAGGUGUGAAACCUGGGUAGACAGACAGAAAAUACAUUUUCCCUCUCCCUAUAAAUAGAACCUUGACAUACUGUAUGCUCUGUCUACCCUUAUAGAACUCUCCUUCCUGAUUGGUUUGGAGUUCAUCUUUAUCCUCUCUUUACCCUUUUUAUGCCUCUCAUUAGGAAGACAAACAAGGAAAAAAAAACAAGUCUAUCGGCCAUCCAUUUACCUCUCCGCAGACCAAGUGUUAAAAUGAACUGAGUAUGGGAGGUGCAAUGUAGGAAUAUGUACACAUCAGACUGUAGGGAUAUCACAAGAUGGCAUUCAAAAAUGAAUUCCUGAACACUUUAACAUACUAAAUCUCUGUGUUUUCUGUCUGUGGCUUGCAGAUGACGAGAAGGCAAGCAAGUUGAUACAACAGCUCAUGUCUAAACUUAUUCACAGUAACCCACAACAAAGGAAGGAAGAACUCAAUGUUGCCAAAUCUUUUGUUUUGUUUUUGAUUAUUUAUAUGUUGUAAUUUAUUUUGAUAAUUUUUUAUUUUUUAUAUCUAUAUGAAACUAUAGGAGUGUAGAGAUACCGACAGAGGCCAAACUUUCACCGUCCUUUGUGCCAACUCGUCGUCUGUCGCAGGUUAACUGUGACACAGAUCGUUUCAGAGACAAGAGAUGUGCUGCUAUGAUUUUGGAUUAACGUCCUCCAUUUUGUUCUUUCUAUUUGUUGUUUUUUUUCUUCCUUUUAAAUCUUUAUGAGAUAAGAGCUGUUAACUCUGCCACCUGUUGACAACUACUGUGCAGACUGAUUGAAUCUGAAAACUGAGCAGUUUAACCUGAUUCCUCCCUGGAGCUUCUCUGCAUUUAACAAUGAUGGGAACAUCAUACGUUCCUUCAGAUCAAGUGUGAUCAUUGUGUAUGUGUCAGUUAAAGGUAGUUAAAAGUGGGACAUUUAAGGAGAUACUUGAAUUCACUUUUCCUUCGCUACAAGUGGCAUAAUAUUAAAUGCUGAAGCAUAUAGUGAAAUUAGUGCAAGUAGUCCAAAAGUCCGUGGCUGCUAGGCUACUGGCUGCUACACACUCACUUUGUUUAAAACGACUAGUUGCAGGUGUACAUUGUUUGCUAAUGUUAGCAUAUCUUAGCUCGAUUUUGCAUUGUGUUUGUUAAUACAAUGUGAUAGCUAGCCAAGGUUUGCUCACAUAAGCUAACGUUAUAAGCUACGGGUCAUACCCAGUAACAUACAUAAAGAUGGAUGACACAUCUACACUUCUUCCAGCUCUACAAAAAUGAAGCCAAGAUAUUCUGCGCAGUCCGCGGAAUCAGGACUCAGCUGUCAAUCAUGACAUUUCACCACCUUUCUAUUGGAUCAAAUAUCUAAUGGCUUAUGACAAACCAUUUUUGGCAUGAACUUUGAGUUUUUAGUUUGACCCAUAUCCUUACUGCUUCCAUUGAGCGGGAGGGCUUUAAGUCCACCAGGAGGCGAUUGAGAUGUUUUGGCUUCACUCUUGAAGACCUGUCAUGUCGGCCUCUUUAUGCGCAGUCGAUGGUCGUACAAAACGAAGUGAGGUUUGUGCCAGCUGAUGAAACCCUUGAAAUGUCGGAUCAAGCAAGGGGCCAUUUUUUAUUUUUUAUUUAUUUGACUUUUAACUAACUUUUAACUUAAGAAAUUGUACAUUUUUUAGUUGCCUUUAGAAAUAACAUGACAAUUAGUGAGCCUUUUAUGGUGGAUUUGUCACCUUUGAACAGCUCUAGGCGAGCUGUCUUUAUGCUAAACUAAGGAUCCCCUGACUGUAGCUUUAUAUUAGCAGGCAGCCAUGAAAGUAUUACGGGUCCUCUAAUUUAGGCGAAUGAGCGUAUUCCCUAAAAUGUCAAACUAUUCCUUUAAUUAUCAGUGUCUCAUACAGGCGAAAAGAAAUCCAGGUAACAGUGCUAAUCUCAUGUGCUCAUAUCACUUUCUGAUGGCUAAAACUGCAGCAUGUGGGCCAGUGAAAGCGGCGUGAGAAGUUGAUACUGUAAGGCUGUCAUCAUGACUAGAGAGUGUGUGGGUGGAAAAAUAUUUUACAUAUCAAACAUUAAUAUAUUCUGUGUAGAGAAAAGGGGUGUAAAAUGUAUGCAGAAAUAUGAAAUAUACAGUGUAAGAGGAACAAAGGUAUGUAGAGGAUAUUUAAAGCUGUAUCACUGUCAGUUAAGUCCGACUGAAGGUGUUGAGAGUGUGUGUCGUUUAUUAACAGGGUGUCAAAUGUAGAGCGGUGAUCUGCUCUUUGCACUACAGAGAAAGAGGAAGGAAGCAGUAAGAGGUGCUGUGGAUGGAUAGAUUCAUGGUGGGAUAAUUUCUUAUUAUGUUAAGAUCAUCUCUCCAGACUUUGUGUUGUGCUUCACUGUUCUUCAAACUGACCUAGGAAGAGUUCUCUAAAAUUCUCUGAAGGCACAUUUUAUGCCGUUACAAUGCUAACUCCCAUUUGUGUGCAAUACAGAUGAAGGGAUGAUAAAGGAGAUAGAAAUAAGGAAAUUGGAUCUUCCAGCACCGGCCAUCAAAGAGCUAAAGAGGAUGUUGGUUUGCCCACCAUACUGUUGCAAAUAACAGCUUUUUACUGGCCAUCAGUGGGUGUAACAACUGAAAUCUCGACGCUGAAAUCAGUGUUUGGAUAUCGUCAGACGUCAGAUGAGUGUUGACCAAGUGAUUUCAGUUGAGUUUGUUCAACCACAGGAUGGCGACUGAGAUUUAGACCCUUGCAUUCAUAAACUUUGGGUCAGAACUGACUGAAUAUCUCGCUUCAAGUUAUAAUCCUUAAGAAUUUCAUUCUAUCUAACUUCAUUUUUUGAUGAUAUCCCUGACUGGAUACAGCAACUCCAUACAUUGACACUUUGUAAUUACCUCCUUAUGUAGCAGUUUGCAGUGUUACUGGUGAGACUGUGGGAUUCAAAGGAUUUACAGCAAGGAUAUGAAUCUACUGAUGUGCAAAACAGAAGUCUGUGCUCACACAAGUCAACAUUGGAUCAAACAACAAACUCAAACAAAAAUGUCCUCAAUUUGCUAAACCAACAUCCGGACAUUCACGGCCACCAUCUCAUAAAGUGAUUGGCCACCUGUGUGGAGGUGACACUGUGAGCUGCUUUCGAAAUUCAUUCACAGUUCUUCAUCAUGUUUUAAUUUUUAUUCUAGAUAUUUAUUGUUUAUUAGAACACAGCAGCCUCACAACUGAGCUUCAGAUCAGCGAUUUUGAUCACAAGGAGAACUUGAAAGAGACAAAUUUCAGUCAGUUGCCCAACGAGGAUUUUCUUUCAUCAUGAGUACAGAUAUUGAAACAUAUUACUCAGAUUAUAAUCUGGUGGUAAUCGUUCUCAUUAUCUGCACUGGAUACUCACGUUAGAGGAGUACUUGCUCAAACCCUAGCAGUUACCUCAGCAACCCAGCAAGGUCGGUGAUGUCUGGACAAACAAAAUGGGAGCUGAUCAUUAGCAGAUAACAGGGCGGGGAGUCUGUCUUUAAGAUCUGAUAAAUCCUCUCAGUGUUGACUGAAUUGGUUUUGUCUUCUGCUCACUUUACAACAGGGAAGCAAGUUUUUAAACUGACCUCUGGGAGCUGUAGUAUUAAAACAUGUUUAUCAUUGCCACCACUAACCACAGGUGUCGCUAGAUCGACCGCAACUGGAAUCUUAAGAAUUAUAGCUUUAAUAUUUCAGUCCGAGUUUCCAUUCCCUUUCCAAAAUGGACCCUAAUCUGGACCCAGAUCUGUGCUCAGGGUCCUUCAACACAUUAUACCACAUCUGUACACUGCUGUUCAGUGAUGGUGCUCCGUUCUCACCACCGUCUAAAUACAACUCUAUCUACUGUGAGGGAACAUUUUGAUAUGUUUGUAAAUUACUUUUGAAUAUGGUACUAGCUCUCAUCCUUAAUAUUAUUUUUAUAAUCGCCAUCAGUACUUUGGUUCCAGCGUUACACGAGAUGAUCAUGAUUAAACAUCCUAAUGUGCCAUAAAAGUAGGUAGAUUUACACUCAAUGCUAAAUGACUUCAUGUAUGUUUAACAAGGGUUUCGUCAACACGUCGGCCACUACAGCCCUUCAUUAAACAGCCAUGUAAUAUAAAGUGAAUUAUGUGUGGGCAGAAUAAAGAUGAUGGUCCAGAUUUAUCAUCUUAAACUGGAACAUCUGCACGUUUUUUUCGACAGUUUAAAGCAGGAAAUAAGAACAGUGUGUCACAUGUGAGUGUUUGCUCGCGGACAGUAAGAAAAAACAGUGUUCACCCUGGUUCGUGUGUUAGGAUUUCUCAGAUGUGUGUGCUGUUUGUGACGGCUGUUCGAGAUCCACAGCAUCAUACCCAGGAACCCUGUCCGCCCUCUCUCUUUCUGUCUUGCAAUUCAGCUGAUGUUGUUAUCAAAUAUAUUAAAUGACAGUAAAGAUUAUAUAAAUUCCAGUAUGAUGGGGAAAAAAUACAUUUCAGUGUUCUGUAUCCUAGGAAUGGUACAAAAUAAAACUUUGACAUUGCACCUUUG